AUGGGGGAUGCAGAUAAGAGCAAGAUAAAUGUUGAUAUGCUUUGCGAGAUGUGGGAGCAAAUGCAGCACAGGUUUGAAAUGGAUAUUCGGGUGCUACUGGACAAGUCCAAAUGGUUGGCCGUGCAGCUGACCAAAGUGGUUGACACUCCACCAGAGCCGAUUAAGAGGCUGCGGUCGCAACAGAAAUUAAAGCUGAACCAUUUAAUGAUCCACCUAACGGAGGAGCUGCAGCGGCAACGUGACAAGGCAAGUGCCAAAAGGCGGCUACAGGAGUGGAACAAUAGCUUGGACAAGAUGCGCUUUAAGAUCCGCGUUCUAUCGGAAAGUUUGUCAAAAGUUGGUAUUGACGUAUUAGCCAUGCAAAAUUUGUGUGAAACGCAAGACAAUUCACAGCAAAACUUCGAGCAGCUCAGUCAGGCGCUGCAACAAUGUGAAGCUCUGCGUGCCCAAAAUCUCUCAGUUCUCAUCGAUCAGGUGCGCACGGAAAUUAAUCAAUGGUGUGAUCUGACAUUGCAAUAUCCAACAGUAGGAAACUAUCAAAAGGAUUGCUGCAACGAGGAACUCUUGGUGUUAUUAGAGGAUCAGCUGGCAGAUAUUAAGGAGUAUUACAAUAGUAACAGAUCAAUCUUUGAGCUCUACGCCAAACGCGUCAAACUUUGGACGCGCAUGGCGGCGCUUGAGGAUAAGGCCAAAGAACCCAAUCGCUAUCACAAUCGUGGCGGCGCUUUGCUCCGGGAGGAGCGAGAACGUAAAAUUAUCAGCAUCAAACUGCCACAGAUCGAGCAACAACUGAACGAGCUGGUGCAGACCUUUGUGGAGCGCACGAAACAGCCGUUUCUGGUGCAAGGAGAGGAAAUACUCGGACGCAUUGCUACCGAUUGGGAUGACUAUCGAUUGGCCAAAGAGCAGGAAACUAUUGCACGCAAAAAGGCAGCAACUGAUUCCGUAUUGGAGCCCCCUAGUUCAACGCAUUCCGGCGUUAUUUCGCUUCGCAAGACGACAUCGGUCCCAUAUUUCAAUUCCACAACAGUUAACACAGUCUCUCCGUGGGCUGUUAAACAGCAGCCAGACAAGCAGAGAGAACGUUCAAAGUAG
Drosophila novamexicana is the source of this 1095-nucleotide messenger RNA. Its product is annotated as anaphase spindle elongation protein 1-like. The transcript has a single exon. The coding region runs from base 1 to 1095 and encodes 364 amino acids. The record is from RefSeq and is a predicted model, not a curated record. Gene Ontology annotation, molecular function: microtubule binding. Gene Ontology annotation, biological process: microtubule cytoskeleton organization; mitotic spindle midzone assembly. Gene Ontology annotation, cellular component: mitotic spindle midzone; cytoplasm; spindle. NCBI's taxonomy places the organism in Eukaryota, Metazoa, Arthropoda, Insecta, Diptera, Drosophilidae.